This is a messenger RNA of Lathyrus oleraceus (garden pea), 3641 nucleotides long. RefSeq lists its product as uncharacterized. The transcript is spliced from 4 exons. Lineage: Eukaryota; Viridiplantae; Streptophyta; Magnoliopsida; Fabales; Fabaceae. Gene Ontology annotation, molecular function: transcription corepressor activity. The record is from RefSeq and is a predicted model, not a curated record. Gene Ontology annotation, cellular component: nucleus. Bases 610 to 3315 code for a protein of 901 amino acids.
UUUUAAAAAAGCCAAAUACAAAACCAAACACACUCAUAGAUAACUUAGAUGGUCUAAAAAAAACUUUAAAAAAACAAAACUUGAUGUCCAUGAACAAGUGUUAAAAAUGGAAAAGUAAGAUUGCAUAUCAAAAACUAUUUCUAGAUGAAACAAAAUUUCUCAAACUCAACACAAUAACAUAUAACAAUAACAAUAAUAACAUGAAUCAAUUCACGCAGUAGAAUCUCCUCAUCCCUCUCUCCCACUCUCUCCCACUCUCUUCUCUUCACUUUAGUAUGAUUGGAAUCUUCACCGCCACGUGUCACUCCAUCUUUUCACGCGCCACUCGCGCGUGAACAUCUACCCUGCACUUUCUCUCACUACCUAUUUUUCUCUAUUUUAAUUAAAUUUUCUCUCUCUAUCUUUCUCUAUAUAUCAACAAGAGGCAAGAUAAAAGAGAACGACUUGGGUUUUUGUUUUUAGUUUUCAUUUCUCAUUUUUCAUUUUUUAUUUUUUCUCGUAAAACUUUUCUUCUUUCUCUGCCUCCGUCGACCCUUCACCCACAGUGUUCUUCAAUUCAACCCUCGUUCGUAACCAUGAAACUUCUUCUUUCUUAACGAAACCAGCUUCAUGUGGGUCUCAUCAGGUUCUUCUUCUGCUUCUAUGGAGGUGAAUGCAGUUCAAGUUAAUAACAACCUAGCGAAUGGUAUCGAUGAGCAACGAGAUGAACAAUCACUUUCUCCAGAAAGGUCCAAUGCUUAUAAUGUUUUCGGUGAUCCGGAUCCGGAAUUGUCUCCUCGGGUGGGUGAGGAUUACCAGGUUGAAAUUCCUGCUUUAAUUUCAAAAUCCGAGUAUUGUUUGUUUCGUAGGAACGCUGACGAGGCAGAAAGUACUAUUCGUAACUUUCAAGUAGGAUUACCUAUUCCAAUUAUUUGGAUAAAGGAUGGAGCAGAGAAGAGCAAUGCCGAUCCACCGAAAAACGAAUGCAAGUUGAAUCCUAAACUUGAGGCCAUUGGCGGUACAUUGUUCAAUAGAAAGAAUUCUGAUAUGCAGCAAGAAACAAAGAUUGGGAUGCAUGAGGAGUGUAGACAUAACGGGCAGAUUCUGGUUCCCGGUUCUCGAAGUGACAACUGGACUGACGUCGAAGAAGCCGGUUUCGUCCUUGGUUUGUAUAUAUUUGGGAAGAACCUCGUUCAAGUGAAAAGAUUUAUCGGCAAUAAGAAGAUGGAGGAUAUACUGUCAUUCUAUUAUGGGAAAUUUUAUAAGUCUGACAAAUAUCAGAGAUGGGAUGGAUGUAGGAAAAUGAAAAGCAGGAAACGCGUUUUCGGGCAAAGAAUUUUCACUGGACAAAGGCAACAUGAGCUUUUAUCACGUCUCUUACCGAAUGUAUCACAGGAAUGUCAAAAGAAAUUACUUGAGGCGUCGAAGACAUUUGUAGAGGGAAAAAUGCUUUUAGAAGAAUAUGUUUUAACUCUAAAAGCUUCGGUUGGGAUGAAAGCACUUGUUGAGGGAGUAGGAAUUGGGAAAGGGAAACAAGAUCUUACCGGUGUCUCUAUUGAUUCUGUAAGGUCCACUCAAGUCGUUCCGUUUCGUGCAGAAAUACCGGUUGGUAAAGCAUGUUCAAUGCUUUCAACUUCAGAGAUAAUAAGUUAUCUAACAGGUGACUUCAGAUUAAGUAAAGCGCGAACAAGCGAUCUCUUUUGGGAAGCUGUUUGGCCUCGUUUACUUGCCAGAGGUUGGCACUCGGAGCAGCCUAGAUGUUAUAACUAUUCGGUUACUUCUAAGAAUCCUCUGGUCUACCUUGUCCCCGGAGUUAAAAAGUUUUCAAGGAAGCUCGUUAAAGGGAAUCACUAUUUCGAUUCUCUAUCUGAUGUUCUCAACAAAGUUGCGUCCGAUCCUGAGCUAAUUGAUCUUGAGAAAAAUACGGAUAAUGACUGCACAAGCAAGGAAGGAAACGGGUGGACGAAAGAUACAAACCUGGACAGUGAAGAUUCCCCGUCUGAUCAGCCGCGUCAUUGCUAUCUCAAGGUAAAAACUCCAAACAACAGCGCAGAUGUAAUUAAAUUCACUGUUGUGGAUACAAGUUUGGCGAAUGAAAAGACGAGAAAUGUGAAAGAACUGAAAAGCCUACCAUUUGGAGUUUUUGCAGCUUCUAGUUUGGAAAUUGAUUCGAACGAUGAAAAUACUUCAGAAGAGGAGAAACCAAAUGAAUCCGAGUCUGUAAAAGGCACAUACUUUGAUAGCAGGAAGAAUGAUAUUACUAAAGCCGGUAAACUUAACAUUGUUAAGGGUGAAUCUUCAGACUUGAGUGGUUUUGAAAGCAAGCCUUCGAAAGAGAAGAUUCCGAGAAGCAACAUGGUCUGCGCUAGUAUAUCAGCUGCCUCGAUAGACCAGAAGACGGACUUCUUGGAUAACAAAAAGAGAAAAGACGGUGUGAAGUGUCAACCACUCCCGAGAAUGGUAUCUGAUAACAUAAUUGAUCUGGUCCCUGUUACAAAAAAGAGAAGGAGAUUAACUGCAUGUAGCCGUGCAAAGACAAACGGAAGCACGACUAGUUUCUUUGCGGUUCCUCCGAGAGUUAAACAAGAGGAGGCAAGUUUCUGUCGGGAUCAAGACAGCUCAAAAUACAGCGAGAAUGUAACUGCUGAUUUUUUGGCUCCUAGAGUAAAACAAGAGAAGUGUCCUUACAAUCCAAAAUCUAGUGAUCGUGCUCAUUCAUCUGCGGAGAAGUUAAUUCCACCCCAGGAGGUUAACUAUUUAGCACGUUUUCCAACUCAGGAGACAAAAAAGUUAGCAGAACCUCUGCCAAAUCUUGGCUCAUUCAUCUGCAGAGAAAGUGUUCCUGGUACGAGCUCUUCCGGCACAAGAGAACAACAUCAGAAACCUCAGCCGCGGACUAUGAUUGACCUUAACUUACCUGUUUCACCGGAAGUUGAUGCUGAUGAACCUUUUGUGAAUGAAGUGACUGAGAUACAGAACACUGAUACAAGCAAGGAAUCAGGCGAGGCCAGUGCAGGGACAAACAUCGAACCGGUUGAUCAGUCAGAGCAGCAGCCUGACGUGCAAGCCCGGAGAACAGGCACAAGAAACCGACCCCCGACAGCAAAAGUUCUGGAAGCUUUUGCCUUUGGAUAUCUAGACAAAAAGGAAAAGCGUGUCAGAAGUAGGGACAGCUCAGGAUCAAACGCUUCACGACGCGUGCGUCAUAAAGCGGAAGGCUCUAGUAGCAGUGCUGUUGCAGAUACUGAAAAAGAGGGAAGAGUGAAUUUCACCAGCAACGGUAAUGGUAGCGCUGGCAGUAACGGCGAUGUGUUAUAUACAGGUUUCAAACAUUGAUGUCUGAUAAUGGGAGAUUGAAUUUGUUUCUGUCUCAAUACUUAGAGAUAGCAACAUGUGAUCUUUCGUUCAUUGAAAUAGUACAGUACAUUAUACAUAGUUUGAUGUUAGAUACAAUCUUCGGAUUCGAAGGAAGGUUUAUAGCUUAUAAUGUCUUAGAGUCUUUCUCUCAGCUGUGCACAUUACAGCAUAUGUGAAGUUGAAUUUUUAUGAUUUUUCCAUUUCAUAGUUGUAAUGCCAAAAUCAGUCUCAUACAAGGUGUCAAAGACUUACAAAUUGUGAAUGAUGCAAGUAAAGGAAAAUGGAGCAGUGCUUUCAUUCUAAAA